UCCUUAUUAGAUGGUCAUUUUACUUCCACUUUUGGUACGACACUCUUUCUUCCCAUGAUGUGUCAAUGGCUCUAUGUAUCCUAUCAUUUGUGACACAGUGCCUUCUAUAACACUGGAUAUUUACAAUCGGUAAUUAACGUAACGUGUAGCUAAAUCACUAAUGUUAAAAGUUUAUCUUUUAAAAAUGACUAAAUUCAUAAAAUAAUCUCUAGGUGUUUUUGACAAUCUGGUCCUAAGCGAUCUUUUUCUUUUUCACAGGGAAAUGGGGGAAAAUCAGACAAUGGUCACAGAGUUCCUCCUAUUUGGAUUUCUCCUGGGCCCAAGGAUUCAGAUGCUCCUCUUUGGUCUCUUCUCCCUGUUCUGUGUCUUCACCCUGCUGGGGAACGGGGCCAUCCUGGGGCUCAUCUCACUGGACUCCAGACUCCACACCCCCAUGUACUUCUUCCUCUCACACCUGGCUGUCGUCGACAUCACUUAUGCUUGCAACAUGGUGCCCCAGAUGCUGGUGAACCUGCUGCAUCCAGCCAAGCCCAUCUCCUUUGCUGGCUGCAUGACGCAGACCUUUCUCUGUUUGACUUUUGGACACAGCGAAUGUCUCCUGCUGGUGGUGAUGUCUUACCAUCGUUAUGUGGCCAUCUGCCACCCUCUCCGAUAUUCCAUCAUCAUGACCUGGAGAGUCUGCAUCACCCUGGCCAUCACUUCUUGGACACGUGGCUCCCUCCUGGCUCUGGUCCAUGUGGUUCUCAUCCUAAGACUGCCCUUCUGUGGGCCUUAUGAAAUCAACCACUUCUUCUGUGAAAUCCUGUCUGUCCUCAGGCUGGCCUGUGCCGACACGUGGCUCAAUCAGGUGGUCAUCUUUGCAGCCUGUGUGUUCUUCCUGGUGGGGCCGCUCUGCCUGGUGCUGGUCUCCUACUCACGCAUCCUGACGGCCAUCCUGAGGAUCCAGUCUGGGGAGGGCCGCAGAAAGGCCUUCUCCACCUGCUCCUUCCACCUCUGUGUGGUGGGGCUCUUCUUUGGCAGCGCCAUCAUCAUGUACAUGGCCCCCAAGUCCCGCCACCCUGAGGAGCUGCAGAAGGUACUUUUCCUAUUUUACAGUUUUUUCAACCCAACACUGAAUCCCCUGAUUUACAGCCUGAGGAACGCAGAGGUCAAGGGUGCCCUGAGGAGAGCAUUGUGCAAGGAAAGUCAUUCCCAACUGGUGUGA
Rhinopithecus roxellana (golden snub-nosed monkey) is the source of this 1204-nucleotide messenger RNA. RefSeq names its product olfactory receptor 2A1/2A42. The record is from RefSeq and is a predicted model, not a curated record. The coding region runs from base 263 to 1204 and encodes 313 amino acids. The transcript has a single exon. Gene Ontology annotation, biological process: G protein-coupled receptor signaling pathway. Gene Ontology annotation, molecular function: G protein-coupled receptor activity; olfactory receptor activity. Lineage: Eukaryota; Metazoa; Chordata; Mammalia; Primates; Cercopithecidae. Gene Ontology annotation, cellular component: membrane.